Molecule: messenger RNA, 2347 nt
Organism: Mastomys coucha (southern multimammate mouse)
Lineage: Eukaryota; Metazoa; Chordata; Mammalia; Rodentia; Muridae
Gene: Otop3
Product: otopetrin 3
Exons: 7
Coding region: 148-1881 (577 amino acids)
Biological process (GO): proton transmembrane transport
Cellular component (GO): membrane
Molecular function (GO): proton channel activity
Source: RefSeq, a predicted model, not a curated record
GGGCCUUGGAGCCCGAGCGGCGACUGCGCAGUCUCGCGGGGGGGUCGGAGGGUGGAAAGGGCGUCGAGGCAUCUGUCCCAGGGCACCUGGGACCUUACCAGGAUAGAGAAUCCGCGCUGCAACCCAAGCGGUGGGGAGCCCGCGACCAUGGCUUCGCAGACUUCAGCCCCUGCUGAGCCUGCACCCAUGCCUUCCUCAGAAGCAGAGACCACUGAGUCAGCAUCUACCUAUGACCAAGCAGACAUGGAGACCAAGCACGCGGGGCCCCCAAGCCCCCCAAAGCGGAAGUCCUGGCUGGCUCGGCAUUUCUCCCUGCUGUUGCGGAGAGACCGACAGGCUCAGAAGGCCGGGCAGCUCUUCUCAGGGCUCCUGGCUCUCAAUGUGGUAUUCCUGGGUGGGGCUUUUAUCUGUAGCAUGAUCUUCAACAAGGUGUCUGUCACUCUGGGGGAUGUGUGGAUCCUGCUGGCCGCACUGAAGGUCCUCUCCCUGUUGUGGCUCCUCUACUACACAGUGGGUACCACACGGAAACCCCACGCAGUCCUGUACCGUGACCCCCACGCAGGACCCAUUUGGGUGAGGGGCUCCUUGGUGCUCUUCGGCAGCUGUACCGUCUGCCUGAAUGUAUUUCGAAUGGGUUACGAUGUGAGCCACAUUCACUGCAAGUCAGAAGUGGAACUCAUCUUUCCAGCCAUUGAGAUUGUCUUUAUGAUUAUCCAGACGUGGGUGCUCAGGAGACACUGUAAGGACUGUGUUCAGGUGCAGACCAACCUCACCAGGUGUGGGCUCAUGCUGACUCUGGCCACAAACCUGCUAAUGUGGGUUUUGGCUGUGACCAAUGACUCCAUGCACCAGGAGAUUGAGGCUGAGCUUGACGCCCUCAUGGAAAAAUUCUCAGGGAACGGGACCAACACUUGUAUGUGCCUCAACGCAACAGUGUGCGAGGUCUUCCGGAAGGGUUAUCUGAUGCUCUACCCCUUCAGCACCGAGUACUGCCUCAUCUGCUGUGCCGUGCUCUUCGUCAUGUGGAAGAACGUGGGCCGCAGCCUGGCAGCCCACUCGGGUGCCCAUCCCAACAGACCACCCUUCCGCCUGCACGGGACCAUCUUUGGGCCACUGCUGGGCCUUUUGGCACUGGUGGCUGGCGUAUGCGUCUUUGUGCUCUUCCAGAUCGAAGCGAGUGGCCCUGACAUAGCCCGCCAGUACUUCACCCUCUAUUAUGCAUUCUACGUGGCUGUGCUGCCCACCAUGAGCCUCGCGUGCCUAGCAGGCACAGCCAUCCAUGGGCUGGAGGAGCGCGAACUGGACACGCUCAAGAACCCCACACGCAGCCUGGAUGUGGUGCUGCUCAUGGGUGCUGCCCUGGGCCAGAUGGGCAUUGCCUACUUCUCCAUCGUGGCGAUCGUGGCCACCCAGCCACAUGAGCUACUCAACCAGCUCAUCCUGGCCUACUCACUGCUGCUUAUCCUGCAGCACAUCACUCAGAAUCUCUUCAUCAUCGAGGGCCUGCACCGCCGCCCGCUCUGGGAGCCUGUGGUCUCCGGUGAGAUGGAGAAGAAGGAUACUGAGCUACCCCGCAGAGGCUCCCUGCGGGAGCUGGGUCAGGACCUACGGAGAGCCUCAAGGGCCUACAUCCACUCCUUCAGCCACCUCAACUGGAAACGCAGGAUGCUCAAGGAGAUCUCUCUCUUCCUCAUCUUCUGCAACAUCACCCUGUGGAUGAUGCCUGCCUUUGGCAUUCACCCAGAGUUUGAAAACGGGCUGGAAAAGGAUUUUUACGGCUACAGGGCCUGGUUCACCAUUGUUAACUUCGGCCUGCCUCUGGGGGUCUUCUACCGCAUGCACUCUGUCGGGGGACUCGUGGAGGUCUACCUGGGGGCCUGAGUACUCAAGGAACCCAGCCACAACUGAACCCCAAAAGUGCAAAGGCAGAAAAAGAAACUUGGGGUAUCUGGACAAGACACAUCAAGAGGUGCAGAAACCUGCCUAGGGGUUCCCAGAAUGAUCUAUCUUCAACCUGACUGCCUGGAACUCAAAACCAAGGGCGGGGCUUGGGGAAUAGAACCAACAGGCCACGUAGUCAAGGAUGUACCUCCCGGGGGGCUGCCAAAGGCUGUGAGGGUCAGUAUGAAAUUGUGGAGUCUGGGGGCUGGAAGAGGCUGAGUCCUUCUGUGGGACAUCCUAGAAGCUCAGAACUCCGACUGGGAGCUCAGAACCCAGCACUCCAAGCUUGGCAGGCAGCCCUGCCCCUCUCCCCACACGCCCGUCUCCUAAUGAGCUCAUUCAUUAGCUGCCAGGCAGGGCCUAACAGCUCUUUCCUGCUUCCAUAAACCCUGUUUGUUUGAUCGAU